Messenger RNA from Moneuplotes crassus, 784 nucleotides. NCBI's taxonomy places the organism in Eukaryota, Ciliophora, Spirotrichea, Euplotida, Euplotidae. The record is from the annotation of a GenBank genome assembly.
AUAUCAUAUAAUGGGAAAGACUUACUCUACCCUCAAGUGGAAGUUCAGAGGGGAGAAGGCAUACAACGAAUAUGCUUUACAUCAAGAAACUGAACGAAAUUAUGUAGACACUCUAGAUAGAGUAUUCAAACAAUACUACUAUACUAUUCAUGGACCGAAGUCAUCUAACUGUAUUUCAAUGUCUCUCGAUUACUCCCAAGAGAGGCAAGCGUUGUCAAAGAUAGUAAAGUUAGCCCCACAAGUAGAGAAACUGGAGUAUAUUGUCUGCCAACACAUUCAGAAAAAUGACAAGAAGUUUAACAAGCUCUUAGGAAAGCUAAGAGUGAAUCAGCUCACAAGACUCUACUUGGGUGCAAGUUAUUGAGAUUCAAUAUCAUUCAGCUUUUAUGCCAGAAAUAUCGCUAGACUUCUUCCUUUAGCUUCUGGGAUGAUUGAAAUCGAGUAUUUUAGGAUACCCCAUAAAGACUUUGGUAGAGUCCUUAUGGCUUGUGGGAGCUCUCCAGAAGUGCGAUUUUCAGGAUGUAGAAUCAUUAUCAACGGUUUUGACUAUCUUGAUAAUGCUCAUCCUUCAAUCAGACAUAUCUCUUUGAAUAAUAACACCAUCAUCCAGCCAGAAGAAGACAAUGAGUACUUGGAUGGACUCGUACAGAAGAUGGCACAGUCAAGUCUCAAGGGCUCUUUAAGAAAGGUCUGGAUUUGGACUCCCAAUCCAAUCCAUACCUACAACGACACCCUAAUAAAGAAGAAGUACACUAUAGGAAAUGCUCAUGUCAGCAUUUACUAA